Tachysurus fulvidraco (yellow catfish) is the source of this 8310-nucleotide messenger RNA. RefSeq names its product E3 ubiquitin-protein ligase UHRF2-like. The record is from RefSeq and is a predicted model, not a curated record. The coding region runs from base 233 to 2875 and encodes 880 amino acids. The transcript has 16 exons. Gene Ontology annotation, biological process: negative regulation of gene expression via chromosomal CpG island methylation; protein ubiquitination. NCBI's taxonomy places the organism in Eukaryota, Metazoa, Chordata, Actinopteri, Siluriformes, Bagridae. Gene Ontology annotation, molecular function: ubiquitin protein ligase activity; protein binding.
UGUGUGUGUGUGUGUGUGUGUGUGUGUGUGUGUGUGUGUGUGUGUGUGUGUGUGUGUGUGUGUGUGUGUGUGUGUGUGUGUGUGUGUGUGUGUGUGUGUGUGUAUGGAGACGUGAACACUUUCUCUCAGAGCCCCCCUUAUUCCCCUCCCUGCGACCCCCCGAACCCGGAUUAAACCGAUUUAUUUUUUUCACGUUAAACGUAACCGUUAUUCGGGGCUAAACCGAGCCGCGAUGUGGAUUCAGGUCCGCACUAUAGACGGGACGGAGACCCGCACGGUGGAGGAUCUGUCCCGGCUCACCAAGAUCGAGUCCCUGCGUCUCAAAAUACAGAAGAUCUUCAAUGUGGACCCUGAAAGACAGCGCUUAUUCUACAGGGGCAAACAGAUGGAGGAUGGACAGACACUAUUCGAUUACAAUGUUGGCCUUAAUGACAUUGUUCAGCUUCUCAUUCGCUCUCACACUGAUCCAGCUGACAGUCCAAGCCCUACUCCCAACAGUGGAGAGGUCAUGACUGGUAACGCUACUCCUCCCAGCAGCAGCUCUACCACACCCACAGCAACCACAGUAACCACGGCAACCACGGCUUCCCCGGCAACGGUCAGCAGCAAUAGUGGGUCAGCAUUAGAAAGUCAGCCUUCGACAUCAUCAUCUGCUGACCUCAUCAAUCCAGGGAUUGGAGUAUAUAAGAUUAACGAGCUGGUGGACUGCAGGGAUGUAAGCAUCGGCGCCUGGUUCGAGGCCACUAUCGAGAAAGUCACGCUGUCCAACAAAGGGAGCAAAAGCAAAGCUGAGACAGCAGCAUCAUCUACAGGCAGAGCAGGAAGAAAUGGCAAGCGCAUUAAUGGGAAGGUGGAGACGGAGUCAGAAACAAACGGCACUGUGCCGCCACACUCGAACAGUGAAGAGCCUUCAACAUCUCAGACUGAAGCAGAAGAUUCUGGCAGAGAAGUUAUCGGCUACCAUAUUAAAUACGAGGAUUACCCAGAGAAUGGUGUGGUGGAAAUGAACGCAGAGGACGUGCGUCCUCGAGCUCGGACACUACUACGGUUCGAACAGCUCGAGGUGGGACAGGUGGUAAUGGUCAACUACAAUUUGGAGCUUCCAGAAGAGAGGGGAUUCUGGUAUGAUGCUGAAAUCACCACGCUCAACCAUAUCUCCAGGACCAAAAAGGAGGUGCGCGUGAAAAUCCUACUCGGAGGCCCGACUGAUGUGAUUAGUGAUUGUAAGCUGUUGUUUCUGGAAGAAAUCUACCAAAUUGAGAAACCUGGAGCUCCUCCUCUCUCCGUCACCAACGGCCAGUUUAAACGUAAGAGUGGGCCGGAGUGUAAGCACUGUAAAGCUGACCCGGAUGCAGAGUGUCGGUUCUGUUCAUGCUGCGUGUGUGGGGGGAAGCAGGACGCACACAUGCAGCUGCUGUGUGAUGAGUGUAACAUGGCCUUCCAUCUGUACUGCCUCAACCCCCCACUAUCCACCAUUCCAGAGGAUGAAGACUGGUACUGCCCCACUUGUAAGAAUGACACAACAGAAGUGGUGAAAGCAGGCGAAAGGCUGAAAGAAAGUAAGAAGAGGGCAAAGAUGCCUUCAGCAACCAACGGGAGCCAGCGGGACUGGGGAAAGGGAAUGGCGUGUGUGGGUCGUACGAAAGAAUGCACCAUUGUUCCAUCCAAUCACUAUGGUCCGGUUCCUGGAAUUCCUGUGGGAACCACAUGGAAGUUUCGUGUACAGGUGAGUGAGGCAGGAGUGCAUAGACCACAUGUGGGUGGGAUUCAUGGACGCAGUAAUGACGGCUCCUAUUCACUCGUGCUAGCCGGAGGAUUUGAAGACGAAGUGGAUCGGGGGGAUGAGUUCACCUACACAGGCAGUGGAGGUCGUGACCUUUCAGGAAACAAGCGAAUCGGAGAACACUCAUUUGAUCAGACGCUAACACACAUGAACAGGGCACUUGCUUUGAAUUGUGACGCUCCUUUGAAUGAUAAAGAUGGGGCGGAGUCUCGUAACUGGAGGGCAGGGAAGCCUGUCAGAGUGAUCCGAAGCUCAAAAGGCAGGCGAAUCAGCAAGUAUGCACCGGAGGAAGGAAACCGCUAUGAUGGAAUAUACAAGGUAGUCAAAUAUUGGCCUGAAAUUGGAAAGUGCGGCUUCCUGGUCUGGCGUUACCUGCUGAGACGUGAUGAUGUGGAACCUGCACCAUGGACACCUGAGGGACUCGAACGCAGCAAAAAACUCGGACUGAAAGUACAGUACCCUCCUGGUUAUUUGGAGGCGAUGGCCAAUAAGAGCAAGAAGGAAGCGCCUGUGCGAGGAGGAAGGAGUGGAGCUCCACGUGGUAAGCGACACGGCGGAAGAGGAAGGCCGAGAUCUGGACGACCGCCAAAGAGGGUAAAGGAAGAAGAGGAGGGGGAGAGAGGGGGUGAGGAACCUGCAGAGAACAAGGACGGAGAAACACAAAAGAAUGGAGAAGAGGACUCACAGAAAGACACAGUGUGUAAGGAGCAGCAGGAGCCCAAAGCAAAGCGGUUAAAGGAAGCAGAGGCAUUUGUGUUAUCAGAGCAGCAGCGUUCACUUAUACAGGAAGAUCAUGUGAACAAGAAAGUGUGGGAUGAGGCUCUGAGCUUCCUCACUGAAGGACCGAACUUCCUGCGUAAGGUGGAGCAGAUCUUCAUGUGCGUGUGCUGCCAGGAGCUUGCUUACCAGCCCGUUACUACACCUUGCCAGCACAAUGUCUGCAAGACCUGCUUACACCGAUCAUUCAGAGCUGAAGUGUUCACCUGCCCAGCAUGUCGCUACGAUUUGGGGAAAGAUUACGUCAUGGUGCUGAAUAAAAACCUGCAGCAGCUCCUGGAUCAGUUUUUUCCUGGAUACAGCAAGGGACGAUGAGAUGUCACCGGAGAUGUGGACAGAAAUAAUCUCCAUCCAGUUCAAUGGCACUUACACAUAUACACACACACACACACACACACACACACACACACAAUCAGUGCACUAGCUCCUACACCCAACACAAUAAAAAAAAACACACACAAUCAGUGCACUAACUCCAACACUCAUAAAUCGCACAUGCACACACACACACACACACAGACACACACCUGCUUCAUGUAGAUGUUUUUUUUCAUUAACACCAGCCUGAUACUUGUAUCCCAAGGACACCUAGGUCAUCACCAUGACCACGACCUCUGCUGGUUGUGCGUGGGAUUAUUCCUACAUACACUUCCCUCAACUGAAGGACACACACAAAUUUAUAAAACACACUUUCUACAAAGGAGCAACGGAAAACUAGUAACAACUCUUUUCAACGGAUCUGUUAAGGAUGGACUAAUAGCUAAUGCUCAUCAAGUGCUAGUUGCUGGUAACAGGGGAAAAAUGGCUCACAAUUCUCCAUAAAAGUGACAUAAUUUAACCAAACAAUGCUAACCCAGCAUCAAAGAAUCAACUUAAAGGUGGUUAGUAAGAAUAGAAUGUUCAGAUGGAUUUACUGUUAAAACUGUCAGUCGUGUAAUUCAGUAUCCUUUUGUUAUCUGUUUAUCACAGCAAUCUUGAUAGCUAUACACCAGAUUACUGAAUUACAAUUAGGUUAAUUGCUUGAUCUGGGAUUGCUAAAUAUUUAGAGCUAGCUGGCUAGCUAAUCCUCAUGCUUCUCAAAUUUAGAUUUUUAUGUUUUACAAUAAAAUUUUGUUAAUAACAACAAAAUAAUAGUAAAAACAGAAUAAUGUAUCAAAUUUAAUGACAUGAUGGCUGUAUAUGUAGGAAUACAGUAGUCAGUCAUGCACAUCUGAACUUGUACACUGAGUGUGUUACGAUGCCCUGUGCAGCAUAAGCAAGACUUGCAGCUGGCUUCACCUCAAGCAUGUGUUUGCCCUUACACUUCCUAAUUGUUAGCUCUCAUGUGACAGGGAAGACCUGGCUAGUGUUUUUUUUGGCUAGAUAACUGAAAAGAUCUCACUCAUUGGUUUAUGUACAAACAAUUCUGAUGCCUGAAGACUCACAAAUUACCCCAUUGCUAAUAGCUAAUAUAUUUAGGAUAUGAUAACUGUAAAACACAGUUUCUUAGUUUUUGACUUACAACAGUAUGGAUAAUAUCCAGCAGUAUUUACUAUGUCACUGUUAACACACGUGUUAGAUAGCUAGUGUUUUGGUAUAGCUAAACAUAUACAGCUAGCUGGCUGGCUAAGGCUGUAAUGGGAUUUUAGUUAUCUCUUACUUAUUUUGUGUUCCACAAUGAUUUUUUUCUUCUUCAUAUCAUUACACAAACCUGAAUAAGUUCUCACCUAAUUAGUUUUGUAGCUAAUAAAUUCAAGCAUGGAUAACCAUACAAAAUCACUGUUCUUUGUAUAUUAUUGUAUAGGUUGAUGGAUCCCUACAGCAUGGUAGGUAAAGAUUGCUGUAGUGUGAUAUUGGUUUAUUUUAUUGAAAUUUGAGGAUGUACAGUCCAAAAGGUCUUCAUUAUGCUGGCUGUUUUCCGUUCUAGAACAGGUGAACUUGCCAACAACCCUAGCUGGGCAAUUUUUGGGCUCAUUUUUAGUAGCUAGCAGGUCUUGAGUCCUGAAACUAUGUUAUUGCAGGUAACUACUUUGCCAGCAUCAGAAAAGGGUGCGAUCAGGUUUCUAGCAUAAUGUGGCAACUCGAAAAUUCGUGGCAUUUUCAUGUGACAUUUGAUUACACUAAUUUAGUAAUAUUUCACCGAACAACCAUGGUUAGCCAGUCAGCAAGCUAAUGCUAGCCUCUUAGCUUAUGGUCAUUGUUGCUGGGAUAAUAAUGUUUGGUUAACUCUAACAUUUCUUCUACCAGGGACUGUUUUUUUUUUUUUUUGGUAAUUCUAAAAUGGUGACUUUUGCCUGAGAGUGGCAGUUAACAAACAGUCUUUCCUUUGGGAUGAAAUAAAUACAAGGAGAAUUUGUCACAGAGGUAAAGUCUGGCUCUCUGUCAAUAUUCAAUUCUUGAAUAGGAUUGACCAGCUGGAUUGCAAAUGAAAUAUACAGUUCUUGGAGAAGUGCAGUGCCUAAACUGAGUUAAAUUCAUUCAAUAAUAAAAACUGAUUUAAAGGUUUCAAAAGGUUUGGCUGAAAAACAUAGCUCAUAUUCCCAAACUGGGUCGAAUCAGGGCCCAGCUGUGGUAUAUCUUAGCAUGUCUCAGCUUUUCUUGUUGAUUUUUUUAUUAUUAUUUAAAUUUAGUCUCAGAGACCUACAGUUUAUAUCUAUUGCAGACCUGCCAACCUUUAAGCAAUUUGCAUAGAAACAACAUAUUCUAAUAUCAGUUUGUUAGUCGUGGUUCAUUUAUUUACCAAUAAAACUGGCAGAUGGGCUAAUCUCUAUUUGAAUCUGGAAUGACUGACAGGGAUGUUUUGAAAUCUUAGAUAUUGAUUGUUUGCCCCACCCCCUUCCACUAUCUCACGAGUAAUGUUUUGGUUUGUCUCGGCUCUGUUUUCCCGCUGAUGUAGCGCCCUCGCUUCCUGUAAUGCUAAAUGGAAAAAUGUUUUGUUUUUAUUAAUGUUAAAUUAACUUUUAUCAGUUUUAGUCCCAUUACUAGCAUUACACAAGUAUAUAUUAAACAUCACCUCACUAUAGUCAUUUAGGGAUGCAACCUAAAGUUUUUCAGACAGUAGAGAAAAAAUAUGUAGUAGGCUCACAAGCAUGUGAGAACUCUAUAAUGCAGUUGUAAUACAGUUUUAUUUGUAUAGCAAUUUUACCAAUGGGCCUUGUCACAAAGCAACUUUAGAGAAAUAUAUUAAUUCUGGAUAUAACUUUUAAAACUUUAUCCCUAACAAGCAAGUCGGAGUCAAUGGUGGCAACGGAAAAGAGACAACCAGACUCAAAUUACUCUGACAUAUUAAUGGUAUUAAAAAUUUACAAGUGAUUAUAAACCAGAUUGCACAUAUAUACAGGGUUUUACAGUAAAUACCAGGCAUUUAGGGGAGAAACAGCAUUUCUUCUUCUGGCUUAUCAAUUAUAAUGGCAAUGUUUCUGUUUUACAAUAAAUUAUCAUAUGUGUAAGAACUAUAAGAAUAGUUCUAAGAAUUAUAAGACUGGAAAAAAACCCCACUGUUUUGCUGUUCUGCCAAAUGUAAAUAAUCCUACUGGAGACUCAAAAUGGAAAUAGAUCAUAACCAUAGAUCAUAGAGUGAUAGCAGCCUGUUGGUGUUUGGAACCUGUUACUUUUCCUGUAAUCAGAAGUUUUUUGUCUACAUCUUAACUAAAACAGACAGCAGCUCCAUCAGUGCCUAGUGUUUACCCCAAAAACUCUGUAUGUGCUCACACUCCAAGUGACAAGUUGAUUUAUAGAAAGAUCAUAUUAAAAAUGUUUUGAUUUUUAAGUAUGAAUAAUGCAUUACUAUGUAUUAUUCCUCUUUAGGGUUGGCAGAUCUGUGAAUAGUUAUUGAGAAUAAGCUACAUUCAGUUCAGGAGUCUUAUUAUAGUGUUAGAAUCAUUCUGAGGCUUGAAGACAAAAAUUAAAGGCACCACUUCUGGAUUAUGAGCCAUUCAAAAUCUGAUCUAGAUCAGAUUUUUUUGCCCUGUUUCUGUCAACGUCAAAAAAACCACUUGCUGUUUUUAUUCACACAAGUCCAGAGAGGUUAUGCAGUAUAUUUACUUAUCUGUCCAGAUCAUCUCAACUUAAUAAAUGUUCAUGUUUUUUUUAACAGGUAGUUACAUUAUCAGUCACAUUUGAUCUGUAGUUUUGUUGUUUUCAAUCAUUCGUUAUUGCCAUAAUAUUAAAAUAUGAACAUUUGUAUGGAGUUUUUUUUAUUACUUAUGAAAUGUACUGUAAAGAAACAAUUUAAUGAAUUGAAAAUUAUUCAUUAUUAUUCAUUAUCAUUAUUACUCUGUAAUUGCAAUUUCACCAUUACAUGUAUUUAUUUACAGCAUUUUAUACUUUUAUUACAUUCAGAUUACAAUUAAGAGUCACAACUUAGCAAUUUUUCAAAAUACAUAGAGGUCUGAGAAAGUGAGCCAAUGGGACAGCGCCAGGGAGUUAAAGGGGGUGGAGCUAGGCUAAUUGGGGGUGGAGCUUGCUUAUAGCAAAGCUAUAAGCAAAUUAUAAACAAAAUCAUGCACAAAAAGUACAGAUUUAUGUAGUAAUGGCCUACAGAGUUAUAAUUCAUAAAAUAACCUUAUUACUUCCGACAAAAAGAAAUGCGAUGUUUUGUUUUGACUGUUGUUAAUGUAAGCAUUAUCAAUGCAUAGCCUCCCUGGACUUCAGUAAUUCUUUCAGUCUUUUGUUUUCCAGCAAAAAAAAGUCCCUUAUUUUUGCAAACAAUGGAAAAGUCAAAAUUUUGGUGAAUAGUGUUUAACCUGUAGUCACACAGCCAGCAUUAUGUCGGCAUCAUGAUCCUAAUGAGUGACAGGCAUCACUGAGUCAUCAGGGGUGGGGCUUAAGUUAACAUUUGAUCAGCCGAUUGCAGAUUAAAAUUUAGCACCACUUGUCUUUUUUAAAUAAUUUUGACCUUUUUUUCGGUGAGGUGUGUAACAUAAAAGACUGGUUUGAGUAAUACAAUAUAAUAGUAUAGCAGCGUAGUAGCCUAGUAUUAGCUUUAAAACAGCGGCAAGUAUUUUGCGAGCAUCAGCACAGUUAUGCAUUUGUUAUGUUUUUUUAUGUUUAAAAAGGAAAAUGUUUACAACUGGCUGAUCAAAUGUUACUUAUGCUAAUCUCCUGCUGUCAUGAAAAUACAUGACACUGUAAAACCAGGAUUUGAACCCAUAUCUCUUGAACCCAUUCUCACUUGUGCGUUUGCUCCUAAAUUGUCUGUCUUGUUUGUGGAGGGAGAGAGCAUGUGAUCUUUUCAGUUUUUUCUUUUAUUUUUAUUUGAACAAGUUAACUGAUGAAACUGCUUCAUGAACUGCUAUACUGUAUCUGUGGCUAAAUGUGAUUUGCAGUCUGAUUUUCCUUUAUUUCACCUUCCAUUCUUUUUAAUUACCCCUGCAGUAGUUGGUGAUGCUAGUAAACCCCAUUCUUGUGAGUUUCACUCUCACUCUCUCUCUCGUUGGUUCUCUCUUGCUCUAGUCCUAGUUCCUGUUCUGCUGCUUUGCUUUUCUGCCUUCAUGUCUGUUCUGUUUUGCAGCACGUACUGAAGGAGAAGACUUUUAAACAAUGUAAAAACAGUUGAUGUGUUAUUAUCAUGAGCGCUGAUCAUGACGUCGUUUUUCUAGUGUUUAAUCCCUCUUUUAUGUUCAUCAUCAGUUCUGUUGAUGUGGCAAACACUUACCUAAUGACGCACAACCUGCCUCAGCAGCAACAUGGCUUCAUAUUGUGAUCCCAAAAUUUUAUACAUGGUAUUAUACUUGAUAUGUACCUAUUAAAUAUUUUGAUUUCAGAAAUAA